CCAGUUAUGUUUCCAACAUCUUGUUGAAUCCAUGCCACGAAGAAUUUAGGCUAACCAGUAUUAGUAUGGUACUUCUAAAAAAUACUCAGAGAAUGCAGAUUUCUGUAAAAAUCGUUUCAGUGCAAUUCAACUCAACUGCCCUUCAGAGGACAAAUACUCUAUUUACAAGCCUAAUCUUGCAUUGACAGUCACCUGUGAAGAAUAGGUGAGAUGCUGAAACUCUGGUUGAGGCUGUGUGGCUACUCUAACUUGUUACCAUGGCCUCGCACAUGCAAUAUACUCACUGAGGCCAAACUUUUAUUUAUUGCACAGAAUCCUUUCCAUUCUAUAUCCUAAAUGGUCAGGAGUGUUUUGACAGCAGUAGGUGGGCACGUUUCCGACCGCCCUUGAAUGCAGCAGAGGCCGGAGCUUCACACAUGCUGCACACAGAGCUGCACUGAAGUAGACAUACAUCCACUCAUUAGGUGCCUGUGCUACUCAGGACUUCAGAGAGCUUUGAGAGAAGAUUUGUUAACCUGCACUGAAACUUGUGGAUCAGGAAUCGAAACACUGUCAGAGGAGGAAACCUUUGUUUCAGAGAAGUGGAUCUAUCAUGACUGCGAGGAUUCAGGGAGCAGCGGCCCGGGACAAACCAGUGCCAAAGAGCCGAGCAGCAGAGAUGAUGGCGAGAGUCAGGAGAGCUCUGUGCCUGGUGCUGGGCAUGCUCAGUCUGUCCCUGCUGCUGGUGGUGCUGGGAGUCUACACAACCACCCGAACAGAGAGCCUGGAUGUGACUGGCUACAGCUCUGGAGUUAUUCUGACCCUUGGAUCGUUCCUGGGACUUCUGGGACUCCGCCUGGAAGAAAACCGCAAGCAGCUGCUGACGGCUGCGAUCGUAUUCCUCAGCUUUGGGAUCAUCACCUCUUUUCUGUGCGUGGUGAUUGAUGGCGCCUGUAUUGUGUUAAGCAUGGACAUGCGUCCACUGAAAGCAGAGAGAUGCCAGUUCUACAGCAGCGGCGGCAGCUACAUCUACGAGAAUUUCUACACCUCUGUGUCUUGUUGGAAUCUAAAGGAGUCCUGUACCAUGACAGUACGAAGUGGGACCUGCUACUGCUGCGACCUGUACAACUGCGCCAAUGGAGGCUACCUCAGCAACUACUAUGAGUUUGUUGGAGUACGAAGCUGCGAGGAAGUUUUCACCAUCUACAUUUUGAUCUGGACCCUCACCGGCCUCAACCUUGUGGCCUUCUUCACAGGGAUACUGACCACAGCGGUGCUCGGCAGCAUCAAGGACUCGAGCAGUGGCCCUGUGACCAAGCCCUCCGAGAGCGCGCCGUCUUCCCCCACAGCUCCUCUGCUGAUGGAUGCCAACGUGCACACAGUUCAUCAGUCCCACCCAGGAGCCUCGAUGUAUUUCCCUCCAGCAGAAAACGCAGCUGCCUCACAGGGUUUCCCUCCUUCAUCAGCUCCUCCUCCCUUCGCCCCGCCAACUAGCGCACUGCCUUUCAGAGUCCAUGGCCUCUCUGCCUGAACUCCAUCAGCAGCUUUUUAAACCAGAAAAUGAGCAAGAAAUUAUUAUUAUUAUUGUUGUUGUUGUUGUGUCGUUAACUUUCGUCAAUGUUGUGAGGAAGGGAAGCUGAAAUAACUAAAAGACAGAAAUGCUGUUCUGAAUAUUAAGCAAAAAUAUAUUUCGUUUUCUAAACAUCCAAAAGCAGGGAAGUUUCGUGGAAAGUGCCUCCUGCUGCAUUCAAUUGUAUGAAAAGUUUAUACACAUUUUAAACAUAUAUUACUGUAUUUUUGCUCAAAACAUAAAAGUGAUGAGUUGUAAAAUGUUUGUAAAUGAAAUGUCGCAUUAAGUGUUUCAUCAGUCGACUGCAUGUGUACACAAGGGUGUUUUCGCAAACAUCAGUGAAAUCACAUGUGAACAUGAACCAAAUUCAGGCAAUAGUGUUGUCAUACAGCCAAACAUAGUCCGAUGCAAGUGUUUGUAAAUGUGUGUGUGGUGUCACCUGUAUGUGAGUUUAUGUCCUGUGAAGUGUGACUCAGAUGACUGAUCUGAUGAUCUGACUGUGCUGCCACUAAAUCGAAAUGAGGACAGUAACUUGAAUCUCAGUGACACCCACAGAUAUGUUUUAUACAUUAUAAGGGAUUAAUCCAUGAAUUUUUUUAUUAAAUAAAUGAUUUGUCAAAAGAGA
Messenger RNA from Lates calcarifer (barramundi perch), 2174 nucleotides. Its product is annotated as transmembrane protein 255B. The record is from RefSeq and is a predicted model, not a curated record. Lineage: Eukaryota; Metazoa; Chordata; Actinopteri; Centropomidae. The transcript has 10 exons. The coding region runs from base 593 to 1510 and encodes 305 amino acids.